Messenger RNA from Tarenaya hassleriana, 1241 nucleotides. RefSeq names its product thioredoxin-like protein 4B. The record is from RefSeq and is a predicted model, not a curated record. NCBI's taxonomy places the organism in Eukaryota, Viridiplantae, Streptophyta, Magnoliopsida, Brassicales, Cleomaceae. The transcript is spliced from 5 exons. Bases 45 to 500 code for a protein of 151 amino acids. Gene Ontology annotation, biological process: mRNA splicing, via spliceosome. Gene Ontology annotation, cellular component: U4/U6 x U5 tri-snRNP complex; U5 snRNP; spliceosomal complex.
UCCUCGUUACUUAGAAUCGGAGAAAAUUCGAGACGGAGAGAGAGAUGAGCUAUUUACUAACGACGCUGAAGAUGAAGAAGGAGAUCGAUCGGAUUAUCAGAGACACGAUCGAUAAGGUUUUGGUUCUCCGAUUCGGCCGGGCCUCCGACGCCGUUUGUCUGCAACUCGAUGACGUUCUCGCGAAAUCGGCGAGAGAUGUCUCGAAGUUCGCAACGGUGGCUUUGGUAGAGAUUGACUCGGAGGAGGUCCAAGUAUAUGUGAAGUACUUUGACAUUACGUUGAUACCUUCCACAGUCUUCUUCUUCAAUGCGCAUCACAUGAAGAUGGAUUCUGGAACUGCGGAUCACACGAAAUGGAUUGGUGCGUUUUACAGAAAGCAGGAUUUCAUUGAUGUUGUCGAGGCGAUAUUUCGGGGAGCGAUGAAAGGGAAACUGAUCGUGAAUUGUCCCCUCCCACCGGAGAGAAUACCGAAAUACCAACUCUUAUACAAAGAUGUAUAGAGCAGAGCUAAAGAACUCGUUUUUCUUCUUCAGUUCAUCCGGGCUGGGUAGUGCUUUCUUCACUAUAUACAUUCAUCUGUUAAUCAGUACUGUUAGUCCACAAAGAUUCGGUUCGAAUCGGUGGCUUUGUGUCACCAACUUCAAUCAGUCCAAAAAAGGAUCCGCUUCUCAACGUCAUCAAACACAACUUGAUGAGUAUCAUCAACCAGAAGAAACCCAAUUCUCCGACCCAAAUCCCAGAUUCCCCUCACCAUCUCAAUCUUUCCUCCGCUCUUUGGCGAUCCUUCUCCCACAUCAUGCGAACACUGUCACUUAGGUAGUUUUGUCCUGGAAAGCAAUAAUGUUGCUGUAACUUCCCAGAACCCUUCUCCCGGGACAUGUAGGCUGCGAAAGUUGAAGACUUUUUCGCGCGGUCGAGUGGGAGUCUUUGGUCGGAGAUCGCAGAUGUUGUGUUCACUGUUGUUUCCGUUUGUGGUGGAUGAUGUUGGACUUGUUGUGUUGUGGGUGUUCAGGUGGAAGAGAUCUCCUCGGCUAAGCUUCACACGAAAGCUGGAGAGCGAAAGAGACCAACGGUUUCGGCGUCAAACUAAAACCUACAUAUUUUUUGGAUCCUUACCUUUUUACAUGUACAUAUGUCUAAGAAUAUGAUUUGUUAUAUACAUAUAUAUAUGUAUAUAUGUGGAGAGUAUACGAUGAAUGUAGUUUCCGACACAAAAGUAAGUAUUUACAUGCAUCCACCAA